CGAUGGCAAGAAGGGGGAGAGAACAUAAAUGGAUUUGCGGUAAUCUGCUUCAGUUAUACGUGAGCCUACAGUGUUAGUGAGAACAUCUCGACAUUUACAACUGAAUUUGUAAGCGCGUCUCUUCCAUUAAGAGAUUGGAUGAGAUGGGGAUUAUGGCGGUAGGACAUAUAAUCCUUUUAUCCGCGUUGUUUGUCCAAACAUUAUCCGCCCCAAGCGGUUGUAUAGAGUCUUGCAACUUCUACCAAACAUCCUAUCAGAAUCGCCGUACGUCGGGCAGUUAUCAGGAUCACGCGCCUUUAGUUCAAGGUAGCACGAAUCUGAACAAUUACGAUUACGCCAGACCAGGAAAUUGGACCGAACAUAAUCAGUACAUUACGGAUAGUGGACACGGCAAAGUUCACGAAGAACGAGGACAAUAUGUGGAAGGAUCGAAGAGAGUACGAUAUUACAAGCAGAAUUUUUCAUCAUCUUAUGGCACGGGUAAUGUAGAUGGAGAAUUAGGUGGUCAACAUAGAUACGAUUCAUUGCACGUUCCUAGCCAACAUCUCGAGUCUCAAGAUACGCAAUUGGGGCAAACGGUUACGAAAGAGAGCGGACACAGUAGUCUGCACAGUCAACAAUCAUCUACGAGAAUCGGCGGUAAGAACGAGAGACUUGAAGAUUUUGGGGAAUACGGACAUUCGCAACAUGGAGCUAACGUUCAAACGAGCGCGACUACACCGGAGAACUGGAGCAGAGUGGAUUCUUACAAAACUGACGGUGGUCAUGGACGCGUCUUUGAGGAGGAAGGCCAAUACGUAUCCGGACCCAAAAAGGUCCGCUAUUUCAAGAAGAACUACACCUCGAGCUACAGUACGUCAGGUGACGCUGAGCACUCGGAAACAUUGGAUAAAUUACACAGCGGGCUGCAUCAAAACGUGCAGCAGGAGCUUGAUAAGUUCAGACGAGAGUUUCAUCAUCAAACCGCCAACAUCGCGGGUCUGACUCAGGAAGCGGCUCACAGCUUCCACAGCAAUGAUCUCCAGACCGCCGAGAGCGAGAACACUUAUGGACAACAGCAAAUAUCAGGUUUCCGGCGCGUCCCAUCCGUUGGAACUGUCCGUCACUAUACUGAUCAACAGCAAACGGAAGCUUUCGCUGAUAGACAACAGUCGUUAUAUCCUAGCGUAAAUACUUAUGGCACGGAGAGUCAAAGGAGCUAUCAGAGUCACGAGACUCAUGUAUCUCGAGCGCAACCCGUAUUACCAUCGAGUCAUUUGUCUCCUAGUUACCCGAUGCAAGUCACCGGGGGUAAUUAUCAGAGUUACUCGCAUUUAGGCGGACAUCAAGUAGGCGAAAUCCAACGGGAAAUCUCGGGUGCGCAUCAGUCCGGCGUAACCCAGAAUCGGCUCCUUACUGAGCAAGUGUACAACCCAAAUCCGACCCCGAAUUACAACAUUUAUCCUGGCAGACGAGACGAGUCCAGACACUACCAAGAAGAGCACUGGCAAAGUUCCUCGAGUCACAACGCGGGAAAUCUAGCUCCCGAACAUGGCGCAGAUUUCACAUUGCACGGGACUGGAAGUAGAACGCAUUACGAUCGAGACGCGUACAAUGAACAACGCGGUCGUUAUCAUAGCACAGCACAUGGGUACGAUUCUCGUAUCGGAAGCAGUUACGGUUCCGGAUACGGAACUAGAUCGGGACAGCAGCUUAUCGCUGCCGAGUCAUCUCUAGACCCGGGACGAGCGACACAUGGUGCCGAUUGCACCGAAGAGACUCAUCAACAAUAUCAACAUGAGACUAGUUAUCACAGAAAAUACAAACGAGAUGAUCAUCACGUGCAGCAAGAUCAGGAGUUCGAGCAAGAUUCGGAACAACUGGAUUUGACGCAAGCAAAUAAUCAGCAAUCAGAAGAUUUCACGCAACAUGAUGAAGAUUUCACACAGCAAACAGAAGGUCAACUCGAAUUUGGUCAGCAAACUGUCGGCAAUCAGCAUUUAGAGGAUUUAACACAACAUGAUAAACAGUUCACACAACAGACAGAAGGUCAACUCGAAUUUGGUCAGCAAACUGUCGGCAAUCAGCAUUUAGAGGAUUUAACACAACAUGAUAAACAGUUCACACAACAGACAGAAGGUCAACUCGAAUUUGGUCAGCAAACUGUCGGCAAUCAGCAUUUAGAGGAUUUAACACAACAUGAUAAACAGUUCACACAACAGACAGAAGGUCAACUCGAAUUUGGUCAGCAAACUGUCGGCAAUCAGCAUUUAGAGGAUUCAACACAUGAUAAACAUUUCACACAACAGACAGAAGGUCAACUCGAAUUUGGUCAGCAAACUGUCGGCAAUCAGCAUUUAGAGGAUUUAACACAACAUGAUAAACAGUUCACACAACAGACAGAAGGCCAACUCGAAUUUGGUCAGCAAACUGUCGGCAAUCAGCAUUUAGAAGAUUUAACACAACAGGAUAAACAGUUCACACAACAGACAGAAGGUCAAUUCGAAUUUGGUCAGCAAACUGUCGGCAAUCAGCAUUUAGAGGAUUCAACACAUGAUAAACAUUUCACACAACAGACAGAAGGUCAACUCGAAUUUGGUCAGCAAACUGUCGGCAAUCAGCAUUUAGAGGAUUUAACACAACAGGAUAAACAGUUUACACAACAGACAGAAGGUCAAUUCGAAUUUGGUCAGCAAACUGUCGGCAAUCAGCAUUUAGAGGAUUCAACACAUGAUAAACAUUUCACACAACAGACAGAAGGUCAACUCGAAUUUGGUCAGCAAACUGUCGGCAAUCAGCAUUUAGAGGAUUUAACACAACAGGAUAAACAGUUUACACAACAGACAGGAGGUCAAUUCGAAUUUGAUCAGCAAACUGUCGGCAAUCAGCAUUUAGAGGAUUUAACACAACAGGAUAAACAGUUCACACAACAGACAGAAGAUCAACAAUUUACACAUCAGACGCAUGGAUUUGGAUUUGGUCCGCAACUUGGAGUGGAACUUACGCAGCCUGAAUCUAAUGAUCGCACGCAACAAACAGAUAAACUCGAAUUUGGACAACAAACUGUCGGUAAUGAACACUUAGAGGAUUUAACACAACAGGAUAAACAGUUCACGCAGGAGACAGAGGGUCAACUCGAAUUCGGACAGCAAACUUUGAGUGAUCAAUCACAUCUGACACAACACAGUGACCAAUUGCAGCCAGAAUAUGAUGAUCUCACGCAACAAACGAGUGGUAAACUUGAAUUCGGGCAACAAAUUGUUGGUAAUCAACACUUGGAAAAUCAAAAGCACCAAAUUGAACAAUUUGAAACACCAGGAUCUGAUGAUUAUACGCAACAGACGAGCGGAAAACUCGAAUUCGGACACCAGACUGCUGAUAAUCAACACUUGGAAGAUGUAACAAUUUUCGAUAAAUCACAAUCGAUAAAUAAACCUCCUAAUCCAAAAAAUCAACAUUUAGAAGAAUUUAACAACGAAGAUUUUUCUCAACAGACGGGAGAACAUGAUUUUACACAACAGACAAUGGGACAACUAGAAUUUGCACAGCAAGACUCCAAUAAUCCAAAGAUUAGUCAUCAUUCAGGAGAUUUUAUUCAGUCAAAUAAAAAUUUAAAUCAACAGGUUGGAGAAUUUGACGAUUUCACGCAGCAAGGACAUUUCGAAUACGGACAACAAAGAGACCAAUCACAAAAACCUAGCUGGCCAGGAUACAAUACUCAACAUUCGGAACAUUUGUCUCAACAAAAUGACUGGACUACAGAUGAUCUUUCACAACAAUCUCAUCAAUAUCCAUCCUACGGUAACGAUAAUAAUAAUGAACAAUCAAAAUGGCAAUUGGAUAUGUCGCAGAAAACACAGCAAGAUUUUACUCAACAAACCAACGACGAUCGACAAUUCGUCAAACCGGCGCCAAAACCAAAACCAAGACCAAGACAGCGACAUCAGAAAUACAAUUCCAUUCCAUCGCAUAUGGAUGGAACAGACACGAAUCUCGACGAUAUUUUUGAACCGAUCGAAAUAAACCCGGAGGCUGAAAUAGACAAUCUCCAGGGAAAAACUGCUCAACACAGCAGUCGCCUGACACAUUUCACAUCCGGUCAUCGUAGAUCAGACAUUCCACAUGACCAAAGUCAAGGGAGCAGUGUAUUUGACAACGAAAAAGAAAAUAUGGAUCGCUUGCAUUGGGUACAUAAAUCAAACGAUGCUACAGUAGGUCUACAAUGGCAUUACACUUAUCAUCCAAGCGAUUUAACUAAUAUCGAAAGCUCGCAUAACAAUUAUUAUCCGCAUCAUAAUGUCAAUUCGCAGCAAACGGAAGAUACACAGCAACAACAAUCGAAACCAUUUGACUUUAGCCAACAGGAAACACAAAAUAAGGAUACAUUUGAAAAUAUAGAUGUUUUUCAACCAUCGCAAACCCAACAUGACAAACAUGAUCAACAGGUAGGAUCAUUCCAACAAGCUGAAACAUCCCACUUUGAUGAUCAGUUUAAUCAAAAUUCUGAAGAAACUCCAUUAAGGGUAAAACCGCUGCAAAAUUCGCAACAAACCUCAACGCAAACUACAGAACAGACAGAACAUAAAAUAGAAUCGCGAAUCUUGGAAGCAUAUGGCGGAGGACCAUAUGCAUCGCGUAAUGAUGAUAUUUAUAGAAGAGUCAAGCCAAAUCCUAGCGCUACUUUGCCACCUAUAGGUGGUGAGGACCCAUGGGAUAUCAGGGAAAAGCCAAAGGAGAUAAUACCAUGGACAGUAGCAGAUACAUUGCCCACAGUAAGUACGUCGAAUGUCAGAGCUGCAACUACAGAAGCGUCAGAGAAUACAACGCAGAUAAUAGAAAGUACAACAACACCAUCCUUCUGGAGUAGAGUUGGACAUAAAAUAACUAGUACAUACGAUAAAGCUAAGGAAACAUAUGAUAAAGCUAGAGGCAAAGCUAAAGAAUACUUUGGUUAGGUAUCUCUCUGUAUAUUCUUUUUACUUAUUUAAAAAUUACUUAUUUAUAUGUAAC
Molecule: messenger RNA, 4989 nt
Organism: Camponotus floridanus (Florida carpenter ant)
Lineage: Eukaryota; Metazoa; Arthropoda; Insecta; Hymenoptera; Formicidae
Product: filaggrin-2
Exons: 2
Coding region: 144-4934 (1596 amino acids)
Source: RefSeq, a predicted model, not a curated record